Nicrophorus vespilloides is the source of this 1050-nucleotide messenger RNA. Its product is annotated as microtubule-associated proteins 1A/1B light chain 3C-like. Lineage: Eukaryota; Metazoa; Arthropoda; Insecta; Coleoptera; Silphidae. The record is from RefSeq and is a predicted model, not a curated record. Gene Ontology annotation, biological process: cellular response to nitrogen starvation; macroautophagy; autophagosome assembly. Gene Ontology annotation, molecular function: ubiquitin protein ligase binding. The coding region runs from base 324 to 905 and encodes 193 amino acids. Gene Ontology annotation, cellular component: autophagosome; cytosol; autophagosome membrane. The transcript has 5 exons.
UCGACGGAUUCGGUGUGUACUUGCAGCAAUUAUUCCGUGUGAUUAACGUUAUUUGUACAUGUUCAAUUUGUGGAAGCAAAAGUGUGCGAGAGAGAUAGAAGUUCGGUAGAUAAUAAAUAUUCAAAACAGAAAAAAAAAAUAUAACAAGACUGAAUGGUUAUCACUUUUGUGAAGCAGUGAUAUAGGAAAGAUACAUCGAGCAGAUCCAAUCCAAAUCGCGCACUCUCACUACGAAGACAUUCGCAUUGUGUUAACAAAACAUCUCAGUACAUCUGCAGAAUCUCGCCAAAUAACCUGUGAAUUAUUUUAAGUGGUGUGUAAUUAUGUUAUCAAAAACUACUCCAGAUAAAGUAUGUCCAUGCAACUGUCCAACAGGUCUUGGCGACUUCGGUGAAGGAACAAGCAGAAAUAAAGCCACCUCUCUCACAGCGAUCAUGAACUUCAACACGGAUCGAAAACAUCCAAGAGACAUAAACUCGAACAACAACAGCUCUCAAAACAACAAAUCCCUCGAAAUCCGUAAAGAAGAGGUGAUGGCAAUCAGGAACCGUUUCCCCACCAAAAUCCCGAUUAUCGUAAAUAAGUUCGUCAAAGAAACGAACCUCCCAACAUUGGAUAAAACAAAGUUCCUGGUCCCGCAAGAAAUAACGAUGGCGCAGUUCCUGACGAUAAUCAGAAACCGCAUGAGCAUCAACCAAACUCAGUCGCUCUAUUUAUUAGUGAACAAUCGUUCGAUGAUCAGCUUAACUUCCACCUUGUCCGAAAUCUACGGUGAAUUCCAAGGAGAGGACGGAUUCUUAUACAUAACGUACGCGUCUCAAGAAGUAUUUGGAGGCACGGGACCACGACCAACCUCUUCAACGCAUUGUCUUCACUCCUCCUUCGACAACAAGCAAAUCCGAUGAAUUCAUCAAACAAGGCAAAACACAAAUUAACUCUCUCUCUCUCUUUGCGUUCUACUGUAAUCAUCAUCACGCUUUAUUUAUUACUGACUGAUCUUUGUUUAUAUCUCAUAAUUUUAAGAUUAUUAUUUAGGUGUCUAUAAUUGUU